Messenger RNA from Perkinsus marinus ATCC 50983, 834 nucleotides. Its product is annotated as ARM repeats containing protein, putative. The transcript has 8 exons. The record is from RefSeq and is a predicted model, not a curated record. Lineage: Eukaryota; Perkinsozoa; Perkinsida; Perkinsidae. Bases 1 to 834 code for a protein of 277 amino acids.
AUGGGCAACAAUUGUUGCUUCGAUCGUGAAUACACACGGUAUAGAGCCAAGAGCCUUCUCGAGGAGUACGGUCUGGGGUCCACUGACUACCACACGUUUGUAGUAGCUAGUCAUAACCACGACUACGAAAGGCUGGUCGAGCUGCUCAGCUCCCUCGAGCCGUACAGUAUGCCUGAGAACUCUGAUGCUCAUCACGCUUGGGCGGACAAUCCUCGCAGCAUUGGUGUGAUAGCUGGGACCAGACUGGCCAUUGCGGCCUACUCUGAGGGAGAGGACGUAGCACGAGAGGCCAAGGAUAGGGUUCGACUAGCUGGAGGGAUUGCUUCGUUGGUCGACUUCGUUAGGUCACCCGAAUCCACGAAGGACCGUGUUGACUGCGGUUUGGUUGCAUUGAGCUACUUGGCAAUCGACUGUCCGCCAAAUUGCCAGGAGAUGUACCAACACGGCCUCUUCCCUCUACUAUUCCCUUUCAUGGACAGCCCAGUGGAGGGAGUCCGUUCAACAGCCUUCAGCCUAGCCUCCAAUAUCUAUCGUCUCUCACCUCGGUAUCGUUACGAGUUUGUUGAGCGUGGAGGUGUGCCUUUGAUAAUUCGUCAUAUUCGAGGGACUGCCGACAGCAUUGACUCUGACUGGGACGCUGUUGAGGCCCUACAGGACUUGGUAACGGCAGAUUCGGGCAAGAUCGACGAGAAGAUAGCUAUGGCAAUCGUGCAGGAGAGAGGCGCCCUAAGGCGAAUCCAGACAUUGAAAAAGUCGCCGGAGAAGGAUUUGAGCCAGGCUGCUAGUCGCUUAGAGGCGUCCCUUGUCCCCUCAGAAAAGCGUCUAUCAUCAUGA